Molecule: messenger RNA, 2386 nt
Organism: Jaculus jaculus (lesser Egyptian jerboa)
Lineage: Eukaryota; Metazoa; Chordata; Mammalia; Rodentia; Dipodidae
Gene: Ocln
Product: occludin
Exons: 9
Coding region: 137-1702 (521 amino acids)
Biological process (GO): bicellular tight junction assembly
Cellular component (GO): apical plasma membrane; bicellular tight junction; cytoplasmic vesicle
Source: RefSeq, a predicted model, not a curated record
CGGGGAGCCCAGUCCUCGGCCGGGUCCGGGCUGCUGCGGGCGGCUCGCGCGGCGUCAGGUGCGCGCCAGGUUCGCUUAUCUGGGGAGCUGUGAGGCAUUGCUCAUCUGAAAGAUCACCUGACCUGUGACAGCUGCCAUGUCCACGCGGCCUUUUGAAAGUCCACCUCCUUAUCGACCUGAUGAGUUCAAACCCAAUCACUACGCGCCCAGCAAUGACAUAUAUGGUGGAGAAAUGCACGUUCGACCGAUGCUGUCCCAGCCGGCCUACUCUUAUUACCCGGAGGACGAAAUCCUCCGCUUCUACAAAUGGACGUCACCGCCGGGAGUGAUCCGCAUCCUGUCCAUGCUCAUCAUCGUGAUGUGCAUUGCCAUUUUUGCCUGCGUUGCUUCCACGCUGGCCUGGGACAGAGGCUACGGGGGAACGGGCAUCUUUGGCGGCGGCUACCCUAUGGGAGGAAGUAGCUAUGGCGGCUAUGGGAGCAGCUACGGCUUCGGCUACGGCUACGGCUACGGCUAUGGCGGUUAUACAGAUCCCAGGGCAGCAAAAGGGUUCAUGUUGGCCAUGGCCGCCUUCUGUUUCAUCGCCUCCUUGGUGAUAUUUGUCACCAGCGUCGUAAGAUCGGGAAUGUCAAGGACAAGAAGAUACUACCUGACUGUGAUAAUAGUCAGCGCGGUCCUGGGCAUCAUGGUGUUUAUUGCCACGAUCGUGUACAUCAUGGGAGUCAACCCGACUUCCCAGACUUCUGGAUCUAUUUAUGGUUCACAGAUAUAUGCCCUCUGCAACCAGUUCUAUACUCCGGCAGGGACUGGACUCUACGUGGAUCAGUAUUUAUAUCACUACUGUGUGGUGGAUCCCCAGGAGGCUAUUGCCAUUGUCUUGGGGUUCAUGAUUAUUGUGGCUUUUGCUCUGAUAAUAUUUUUUGCUGUGAAAACCCGGAGGAAGAUGGACCAUUAUGAUAAGUCCAAUAUUUUGUGGGACAAGGAACACGUUUAUGAUGAGCAGCCCCCCAAUGUUGAAGAGUGGGUUAAAAAUGUGUCUGUAGGUGCACAAGACAUGCCUUCACCACCAUCUGACUAUGCAGAGAGAGUUGACAGCUCUGUGGCAUACUCCAACGGCAAAGUGAAUGGCAAGCGCGCAUAUCCAGAGUCUAGUUACAAAUCAACGCCACCGGCGCCCGAAGUGGCUCAGGAGCUGCCCGUGACCUCACCCGUGGACGACUUCAGGCAGCCCCGUUUCGGCAGCAGCGGUAACUUAGAUUCGCCUUCCAAACGGGCUCCCACGAAGGGGAGAGCCGGGAAGUCGAGGAGAGCCGAGCCAGACCACUACGAGACGGACUACACGACGGGCGGCGAGUCCUGCGACGAGCUGGAGGAGGACUGGAUCAGGGAAUAUCCACCCGUCACUUCAGACCAACAGAGACAACUCUAUAAGAGAAAUUUUGACACAGGUCUGCAGGAGUACAAGCGUUUACAAGCAGAGCUUGAUGAGGUCAACAGAGAGCUCACCCGUCUAGAUAAAGAACUAGAUGACUAUAGAGAAGAUAGUGAAGAGUACAUGGCGGCUGCUGAUGAAUACAACAGACUGAAACAAGUUAAGAGAUCUUCAGAUUACAAGAGAAAGAGGAAUUACUGCAAGGAGCUGAAGAGCAAAUUGUCGCACAUCAAGAGGAUGGUUGGAGAUUACGAUAAAGGGAAAGUGUAAGGCAGGCGCAUCACCGCCGCCGGGGAAGGCGAGGGUACCUGACGUCUCCGCAGGGCUCUCCGGACGCAAAGUGACUUUGGACACUAACCUGGGAAGCCAAACCUUGUGAUCAUCACAAAGUUUUGAUAGCUUUAAUGCCCUCAGUUUCAUAUCAUCAGUAUUGAAGCAUUUUAUAAAAUAGCUUUUGAUAAUCAACUGGGCUCAACACUCCACUUACGGGUUUUAUAGAGGAGACACUGUUUCUUGUAUUAAGAAUGAAAUGUUGUUUGAGGCUUUUAAACCUACAGUGAAGGUCCCAGUAUGAACUGUGCUGUGAACUUUUCAUUCCCCGGACAUGUCUGAGUGUGUUCCUUGGAGGUGAUGUCAUUAUCUUUCUAGCAGUCCUUCAGGUGACUGUUAUUUAUGCUCAUUUCUUUUGAGUCUGUCCAGUGAUGUCCGCAGAGUGAAGCUGCUUGUUUCCUAACACGCAGCUUUGGUGUCUUUUCACGACUCUGAUAACAAAACUUUGGCCCUUUGUAUUUUAGCUAUUGUGUAUAAUAUAUCCUAUCAGCUUCCCUAUUGAUUUUUUUCUGUUAAUAUAAAUAAUUAGAGGGUUUUUCUUUUGCUUUAUGUUUUCAUAAUAAUUAAGAUCAUGUAAACUUAACAAAUGUGUGAUAUUUAAAUUUUAUGUAUAUAUAUAUACAC